Molecule: messenger RNA, 876 nt
Organism: Dictyostelium purpureum
Lineage: Eukaryota; Evosea; Eumycetozoa; Dictyosteliales; Dictyosteliaceae
Exons: 2
Coding region: 155-829 (224 amino acids)
Source: RefSeq, a predicted model, not a curated record
CUCAAUAAUAAUAAAAAAGUUUUUAUUUUUUUUCAAUAUUAAUAAAAAUCUUUAGAUUAAAUUAAAUAAAAUUUUAUAAUAAUAAUAGAAAUAAAAGUAAUAAUAAAAUUAUAAUAUUUAUUAUAAAAAUAAAAAAGCAAAUAUAUUUUUUAAAAUGGAAACUGAUAAUAAAAAUAAUUUUUUAAUUAAUAAAACCAAAAUAAAUAUUAAUAAUUGUGGUGAUUCUACACCAAAACAAAACAAUAAUGAUCAAUUAAAGAAAAAGUAUCCAUCACUCCAUCACUAUUUUCCAAACACAAGUGAUUUACUUGUUAAAAAGAUAUGUAGUUGGGUAAUUGAUGAUCAAAAAAGUUGUCGAGGGGUUUCAAAACCAGAAAAGUCUUUAUCAAAAAAUAUGGAAGCUGGUGUUUAUGAAAUAUUAGAAAUUGUAUUAAAUUACAUUACCCAAGAUUUAAAGGAAUCAGAAGUUUUCUUAGUUAUAUCUGUAUAUUUUGCUAAUAAAUAUGUCGAAAAGGUUGGAAUCAGACAAUCUCAAAUUUUAUGGUUAAUAUUAAUAAGUUGUAUACUUUCAUUAAAAAUGUUUUCAGACUCAAACAAAAUCAAUUUGGAUAUAAUUGAAAAAAGAUUUUUAAUUGAUGCAAAACACAUUGGUAAAAUGGAAAUUCAAUUUUUAUCAAAUAUCGAUUAUAAUUUAUAUUUAGAAGAGAGCUCAAUAACCGCUUUUUUAACUUGUAUUUUUAUAGAUUACAAGAUCAAUUGUCAAUCAAAGUUAGAUAUGAUUCAAAACUUAUUUUCUCAAAUAGAAAGUAUUAAAACUGGUUCCGAAUAAAAACAAAAGAAAAAAUAAAAUUGUAUAAUAAAAAAAAUAAAUUAAUU